AUGCCUGCCUACGUUGUGGUCUCGGCCUUGGACGCCGGCCACAUUACACUUCCCGAGAGGCUGCUCGUGACCGAUGCGGACCCCAACCUCAGAGUAACGGUGCCUUCGCUGUCGUUCCUCAUACAGCAUCAGCCCUCGUCCCUCAUAACCGGCAAAGACCAAAAGACGACCCGCAUUGUCUUUGACCUGGGUGUGAAACGUGAUCUCAACGGCUAUCGAGAGAUGCAGCUGGCCCACGUGGCUCAGAGACAGCCCAUCAUAACGGACCCAGACUGCGCUGAGAGUCUACGCAAGGGCGACCCCCACAGUAGAGCUUUGGACGGGAACUCCGAUCAGCAGCUUCUAGACCCAGGCAAAGAUAUUGACUUUGUCAUUCUUAGCCACGUCCAUUGGGACCAUGUUGGGACGCCAUCAGACUUCCAGAAUGCUACCUUCAUCGUUGGAUCAGGCACCCUGGACCUUCUAAAGAACGGUGCAGGGCCUCUUUACCCAGCCGAACUGUUCAACCAAGAUGAACUGCCACGACUACGAACAGUUGAACUCCCGCCAGUCGAGAGACACCACAGCAAUGAGUACAACGACACCCCUUACACUCCAAAGCACACCGACAUACCCGCCGAGAGUGUGGUAAAUCUGCCCCAAUCGGCCAGUCAAUGGGCGUGGCAACCACACUCUGUCUUUCCAAACGCCCUGGACUUCUUCGGGGACGGGAGCCUGUUUGUCAUUGACAGCCCUGGUCAUCUUUACGGCCACGUGAAUCUUCUUGCCCGCCUCUCAGAAGAUAGAUACCUCUAUCUAGGUAGCGACUGCUGCCAUGACCCCAGAAUCCUCAGCGGGGAAAAGAAUAUCGCAAUGUACGACGACGGCAAGGGAGGGGUGAGAAGUGUCCAUGUACACACCGAGACCGCAAAAGUGACACUGGAUAGCAUCUCUGGCUUCUUGAGGGACAUAAGUAUCGAGGAUGCCCAGAUAGAAGUUGUUCUGGCGCAUGAUAAGGUGUGGAGGGAGAAGAACCGCCACAGGUUCUAG
Fusarium vanettenii 77-13-4 is the source of this 1029-nucleotide messenger RNA. RefSeq lists its product as uncharacterized. Bases 1 to 1029 code for a protein of 342 amino acids. Lineage: Eukaryota; Fungi; Ascomycota; Sordariomycetes; Hypocreales; Nectriaceae. The record is from RefSeq and is a predicted model, not a curated record. The transcript has a single exon.